This is a messenger RNA of Tremella mesenterica DSM 1558, 1806 nucleotides long. RefSeq lists its product as uncharacterized. Gene Ontology annotation, cellular component: membrane. The transcript has 14 exons. The coding region runs from base 1 to 1806 and encodes 601 amino acids. The record is from RefSeq and is a predicted model, not a curated record. Gene Ontology annotation, molecular function: transmembrane transporter activity. Gene Ontology annotation, biological process: transmembrane transport. NCBI's taxonomy places the organism in Eukaryota, Fungi, Basidiomycota, Tremellomycetes, Tremellales, Tremellaceae.
AUGACUUUAGUCAAGGGAGAAGUAAUCCCUACUGACAAGAUGGAAGAUCCCCCAGACAAGACCUCAACUUCUGUCAUACCUGGUCGAACGACACAACUACCCGUUUUACUUCAUCAACCAAAAGAAGAGAAACUUUCGAAUGUUAGAUUAUGGUGGAUAGGUUCAGCAGCUUCUGUCAUGUGGUUUCAAGGUAUCUCUGGAUCCGGGUCCUCUAGCUAUGUUCUAGACCCCACAACUCUUUCUGGUGUUGAUCAUGCGCGAAUCAAACCACAAGUAUGUCUUAUAUGCGGCUCUGGAUUCCUUUUACCCGUCAUACAAAAAGAGAUGAAUUCUUCAGAAGGUGAUGUUCAAUGGGUAACAGCUGCUUUCAAUAUCACUUGGGGCUGCUUCGCACUAGUGUCAGGACGUUUAGCAGAUAUUUACGGCCUACAUAAAGCUUUCGUAGCUGGAAUGGCUUGGUAUACCAUUUGGGUCUUCAUUUCUUCUUUUAUGCCCAACAUCAUCGGUCUCAGUUUCACCCGUGCAUUAGCUGGAAUAGGAUACGCUGUCGCAAGCCCAGCUGCAUUCGGUGUGAUCGGGAAUUGUUUCCCUACUGGUCGACCGAAAAAUAUUGCGUAUUCAGUGGUAACAGGUGCCGGAGCAGUAGGAGGAGGUAUUGGAUGGCUCCUCGGAGGUUUAUUCAUCUCAGCAUCACCUUAUACUUGGCGUUCCCUUUCUUUCCUUAUUUCAGGUAUAUCUGUAUAUCCUCUCGUAGUUGGGUUUUGGGUGUUCCCGAAAUCCAAACCACAUCCAACAGACACAAAGGUGGAUUGGAUUGGAGCUGGGUUGAUUACUGUAGCUCAGGUAUUGCUAGGGUUGGGAUUGACAUUUCCUGUUUCCAAUGAAAGAGGUUGGAGAGCUCCUUAUAUCCCGAUAUUUUGGAUACUCGCCGGGAUUUCUUUCAUGGGAUUCAUAUGGAGACAAAGGUUUUUGAAUCGUUUAGAAGGUUUACAUACUUAUCCACCACCCCUAACACCUUUGAGGUUGUUCAAGAAUACAAGACAAUUAAUCGUCAUUUAUGCCGGGGCCAUGUUUGUUUGGGGGGCGACUGACGCAUUGGCAGUUAUGGGAGCUUAUUUUUACGAAGAUAUCUUACUUUUGUCAGGGUGGGAAAGUGGAUUACGUGUUGCGCCCAAUACCAUUAGUGGACUUAUAGGAGCUGGCCUUGUUGGUCUUUUGUUACACAAGAUACCCGCUAGAAUACUACUAGUUGUGGUUGAUCUGUUAGGAGGUUCAUCUGGUAUAUUGUUCGCUGCACGACCUAUGAUAUAUCCAUAUUGGAAAUCGGAUCUAUGGGCUUGGCUCACUACAGGUGUGGCCAGUGAUGGUACCGGUGCUAUUAGUGCCAUUUUGAUAUCUGAUUGUACCGCUCCAGGUGAUCAGGCAGUCGCGAAUGCCUUGUUCAUAAGUUUCGAGCGAUUCGGAGCGACCCUCGGUCUAGCUCUGUCAACAAUAGUCCGGGAAUCUGUUCAAACGGCCAAGGAAAAAUCUCUUCGUAUUCAUUUAGGAAUGGGAGUUGGACAAAAAUUAGGAUGGUUGGAAGAACAGCAAGCUAUGUGGGAAGGGGUUAAAGCUGCUUUAUUCUUUUGUGGUGCCGGGGUGUAUUGUGCGGCAGUGAUAGUAGGUUUAGGUAUGAAAGGUUGGGAUAUUCUGGGUAAGACCGAUCGGUUAAACGAACAGAACGAUGGGAAGGAAAAUGUUGUAUCUCAAGAGAAAUCGAUCUCAUCUUCUGCUGUUUCUUCUCUUCCUUCGAGUGAUAUGUGUUGA